AUGCUAACUGCUCUUUGUCUUGAUAAAAAUAAUUUAUUUUUUUCUGAACCAUAUCAUAAAAUAGCAGGAGAAGAAAAUUACCAGAAUUACGAAUUAAACAGGGUUCUUGCAGAACAAAUUUACGAAAACAUAAAGAACAAUUUUAAUUAUAUAAAAGAAACUCAAUAUAAUUUAAAUAAAAAUAAUACUUAUCAAAAAGAUAAUUUGCAAUCUCUAUUAGAAAAUACAGAAUUGAUCAAUAAUAAAUGUAACAAAAAAUUCGGAGGCACAGGCAAAAUAUAUUGUGAAAAUUCAGAAGAUAAUAAAAGAAAUUUAUUAAAUAAUGCUGAAUUUAUAAAAUUUAACAAUACAAAUAUAACUCAUCUUAAAACUCAUAAUACAUUAAAAAAUAAUAAAAAUAGCAUAGAAAUUCAUCAGCAUAUCCCAUCUUUAAAUUCUGAAAACUUUGCAAAAUUUAAUAGUACUAACAAAACUGAAACUUUAGAUAAAAAAGAGGAAAACAUGUGUGACCCAAGAUAUAACGAAUAUCCACCUAUGAACGGUUUUGGGUACAACCACCAUAACACAACUAAUGGAAAUGGAUUUUAUGCAAACACAUUUAAUAAAGAGCUUGCAAAUUUAACAAUGCAGCAACAUAAUAUGCAUGGAAGAAACAACUUAAUGUUCGAGGAUGGUAAUGUUCCAUAUGGUCUUUACGAUCAAUCAAAUUUUGCAGGAACGAAUUCUUUGAUGUGUGGAAAUAUUCCUUUGAAUGAACCCAAAAUGAUGUAUAGGAGAAAUGGAAUGAACGAACAACCAUAUAAUAAUUAUAUGAUGGCUAAUGGAUUGGGAUAUAACUACCCUGCAUAUGGGCAACAAUUUAACCCUAAUAUGAAGGGAAACAUGAUGAAUGGAGGAUACAUGCAUGAAUGCCAUUAUUCUAAUAAUGCCAAUAGUGCCAUAUCUAAAUCUGCUUGUGGUAGCAUUAUUGAUAAGGAUCAUAAAAAAGAAGCGUGUAGAAAGAAUAUAUCAAAAGUAAAAAAGGGUGAUAUAGAUAUUAAUAUAGAAACCUCCUCCUCAAAUCGUAAAGGUGUUACUAUUGAUUUAAAUAUUGGUAUGGGAAAUUAA
Messenger RNA from Plasmodium gallinaceum, 1107 nucleotides. RefSeq names its product conserved Plasmodium protein, unknown function. The transcript has 3 exons. NCBI's taxonomy places the organism in Eukaryota, Apicomplexa, Aconoidasida, Haemosporida, Plasmodiidae. Bases 1 to 1107 code for a protein of 368 amino acids. The record is from RefSeq and is a predicted model, not a curated record.